Molecule: messenger RNA, 2148 nt
Organism: Ceratosolen solmsi marchali
Lineage: Eukaryota; Metazoa; Arthropoda; Insecta; Hymenoptera; Agaonidae
Exons: 7
Coding region: 511-1959 (482 amino acids)
Biological process (GO): acetate metabolic process
Cellular component (GO): mitochondrion
Molecular function (GO): acetate CoA-transferase activity
Source: RefSeq, a predicted model, not a curated record
UUUAUAUAGCAGCAUCCAACAAGUUUGGCAACUCUUCAUUUUUUCAUUUCAAAUGCAAGCCAUCGAGCGCUAGUGAGUUGCAGCCUGCACUCUUCAGCUAAAUUUUAGAAUCUUAGUGGCUUAGUCGGUUUGAACAUCAACACGGUUGUGAGAACUAUUCUGUGCAUCGUUUGAGGUAUUCAGUCAGUUCAGUUGAUUUUUGAUUGAAUAAUAGUUAGUGGUCGUUUUGCUGGCGGUAGUGUAUAAUUUUUCACGCGUGGAAAACAGUGAACAUAUAUACUUAUACAAGGCAUUCACGUCAUCGGUCUAUAUUCUAAAACGGGUAUUUUUAUUUUAUUUUUCUAUUCAAAUAAAACUUAACGGGGCAACCCGGUCAAUUUCAUUUGUAUUUCAACCUUUAGCAGCUGUUAGAAAAAUUGGACGCCAAACGCGUACGUACUUAAAGUGAAGUCGCGUUGACCUUAACGUUCCCAAUUCCAAGUAGCCGAGGAAGGCAGAUUGGCGCGUAUCAUGUCGCUCCAAAAGAUGACGAGUAUGACGCGAUGGUUAUCAGCCCUGCGGCCGUACCGGGUUACAUUUGCCUCAGCGACCAAGAACUACUAUACAUAUGUGAACGAGCCGUCAAUGCUGAUACCCAACAAGGAACCUUGCUAUCUUGAAUGCGCCGAGGAGGCCCUCGAGUCCGCCGGCUUAGCCUCGAAUCAAAUUAUAUUCGUUCAAGGAGCAGCAGCAACGCCAAUAGAACUUCUUCGAGGAAUGACCGAAAUAGGCAUAAAAAAAAAUGUCGACAAUGUUAAAUUAUUCCAUAUGCAUCUUGAAGGAAAAGCUUCGUUUGCCAGUAAAGAAGCUGGAAAACACUUCAAAUCGAUCAGUCUAUUCAUUGGUGGUAAUGUGAGGCAAGCCGUGAACGAGGGUCAGGCCGAUUGCAUCCCAAUCUAUCUAAGCGAAAUUCCAAAGCUUUUUAACGAAGGUCAUAUCAAACCAAAUAUUGCGCUGAUUCAAGUCACUCCACCAGAUUCGAAAGGUUAUUGCUCAUUAGGUACCAGCAUUGAUUGCGUUAGAGCAGCUCUCAUCCAUUCCAAAGUAGUUGUUGCCCAAAUAAACGAGUAUCUACCAAGAACAUUUGGCGAUGCAUUGAUUCACAAAAGCCAUAUUGAUUUUGCUAUAUGCCAUAACGAGCAGUUACCGAAUCAUGGCGGUAAAGCACCAAGUAAAGAGGAGCAGCAAAUCGGCAAAAAUAUUGCAGAUAAUCUUGUGGAGAAUGGUGCAACAUUGCAACUAGGUAUCGGCAGUAUACCAGAUGCGACCCUUGCUUUACUGAAAAAUCAUAAAGAUCUCGGUGUUCAUAGUGAAAUGUUCAGCGAUGGUGUCGUAGAUCUCUUUAAUUUAGGAUGCGUCACGAAUAGUAAAAAGCAAUUACACACAGGGAGAAUUGUUGGAUCAUUUUGCGUUGGCACUAAUAAACUCUAUGAAUUUAUGAAUGAUAAUCCCUAUAUUGAAAUGCUAAGAGUUGAUUAUGUCAAUGAUCCAAGAAUCAUUGCGAAGCAGCCAAGAAUGACAGCAAUUAAUUCUUGUAUUGAAGUUGAUAUUACCGGGCAGAUUUGUUCAGAUAGUAUUGGACCGAAAAUGUAUUCUGGUUUUGGAGGUCAGGUUGAUUUCAUUUCUGGUGCCGCAAUGAGUGAAGAUAAAUUAGGGAAGCCAAUUAUUGCCCUCAGAUCCACAACAAACAAAGGCAAUAGUAAAAUAGUUCCAAUGCUUAAUUUAGGUGCUGGAGUUGUUACAUCUAGAGCUUUAGUACGAUAUGUUGUGACAGAAUGGGGAAUAGCUAGUCUUUUUGGUAAAUCGUUACAGCAAAGAGCUUAUGAGCUCAUUCAGAUAGCUCAUCCAGAUCACAGAGAAACUCUUGAAAAAGCUGCUUUCGAUCGUUUAAAAGUGAUGCCUGAGAAAAAAAAUUAUUAAUUAUGUGUAAAACAAAAAAGUAAUCAAUUAAGAUACCAUUCCAUAUAUUCGGAAUAUUCACUGAUUAAAUUUGUAAUUAUUUCUAAUAUUUUUUAAAGACUUACAUCAAAAGUACACUAAAUUAAUUCUCUUUUCAAAAAAUAAUAUAAAAGCGAUACUUUCAAUAAUUCAAUAAUUUUGCACAAAUAU